UUGAAAAUGACCUUGAAAGUUAAUUUUGCGGCACCAUGUUUAUGAUGCAAUGUUGGCGAUCUCGACGAGUAGAAUCGACUGGCAAAAGCAUGACCAAUAAUUUUUCCCCACCCUGUACAAUGCGUAUAAUGCGUAAAAUUUUAAAAGACAUUCAUGAUCCAUUUGAUAUUCCAGAGAAAAGAUUUCAAGAAUUAUACAGGUUAUCUUGAGAAGCAGCAAUGCGAUUGUGCCAAGAUUUAUUACCAUAUAUACCCGAAGGGAGAAAAAAAGCAAUAAUACCUUGUGAAUUAAAGAUCUUAGCGAGUUUGAGUUUUAUGGCAUCUGGGUCUUAUCAACGCCGCAUUGGUCAAGACUUUUUAACCUGCAUGUGUCAAGCAUCAUUGUCUGCAGCAAUUCAUAUUAUUGUGGAAGCUCUCAAUGAGAUUAUGAGGUAUUGGAUUAAAUUUCCAUAAGGACACCAUGAUCUUGAACAUGUUAAGGAACAAUUUUGGACCUACUGUGGAUUUCCAAGUGUAAUAGGUGCUGUAGAUGGUACUCAUAUAGCUAUUUCACCUCCAAAUAAAGAACGAGAGCAUUUAUAUAUUAACAGAAAAUUAUAUCAUUCUUUAAAAGUUUUGCUAAUUUCUGAUUAUUAUGGAAAAAUUUUAGCAGUAAAUAGCAGACAUAGUGGAAGAACACACGAUGCACGCGUUUGGAAUGCUUCAAUUAUCUCCACACAUUUAGAACAGCAAUAUAAUAAUGGGCGAAGAAAUUGUUGAUUGUUAGGAGAUUCAGGAUACCCUUUGCUGCCUUACUUAAUGACACCUAAAUUAGGUCAACCCGAGGGAUUACCUUCAGCUCGCUACACUAAUGCUCACGUAAGAGCACGCUCAAGUAUUGAACGAACUAUUGGAGUGUUAAAAGGAAGAUGGCGGUGCCUGAGAAAAGAAAGAGGACUUCAUUAUUCACCAGAAUUUUCUGCACUUAUUGUGAAUACUUGCUGUGUACUGCAUAAUGUGGCAAAAUUUUACAACGUACCUGAACCUGAAAUAUAUUAUGAUGACUUUGACAUAAAUGAAAGAAAUGAAAUAUGGAGCAAUGAAAACAGGGAUGAUAACAGCACUCGAAAUAGUAUUAUACGUUUGUAUUUUACUUAAAUAAA
This is a messenger RNA of Harpegnathos saltator (Jerdon's jumping ant), 1141 nucleotides long. Its product is annotated as putative nuclease HARBI1. The transcript is spliced from 7 exons. The record is from RefSeq and is a predicted model, not a curated record. NCBI's taxonomy places the organism in Eukaryota, Metazoa, Arthropoda, Insecta, Hymenoptera, Formicidae.